Messenger RNA from Chinchilla lanigera (long-tailed chinchilla), 1683 nucleotides. RefSeq names its product pyrethroid hydrolase Ces2e-like. Gene Ontology annotation, cellular component: intracellular membrane-bounded organelle. The transcript is spliced from 13 exons. The coding region runs from base 1 to 1683 and encodes 560 amino acids. The record is from RefSeq and is a predicted model, not a curated record. NCBI's taxonomy places the organism in Eukaryota, Metazoa, Chordata, Mammalia, Rodentia, Chinchillidae. Gene Ontology annotation, molecular function: carboxylic ester hydrolase activity.
AUGCGGCUGGACCAGCUUCUUAUCCUACUGAGCACUACAGCCUGUGGGCUCUUAACUCUACAUCCAGGCCAAGCCCAGGACUCUGCCAGCCCCAUCAGGACCACACACACAGGUCAGGUGAGGGGCAGCCUCGUCUAUGUGAAUGAUACCAGCAUAGGAGUCUACACCUUCCUGGGAAUUCCCUUUGCAAAGCCACCUGUAGGACCGCUGCGGUUUGCACCCCCUGAGUCUCCUGAGCUCUGGAAUGGUGUGAGGGAUGGAACUUCCUACCCUGCCAAAUGUCUGCAAAAUGAUAUAAUGAAUGCAGGAGCUCUGAUGCUGUUCACUCGGAACUUGCCUACGAUCCCAAUGUCAGAGGACUGCUUGUACCUCAAUAUCUACACACCUGCCUAUGCCAAUGAGAGUUCUAACCUGCCGGUAAUGGUAUGGAUCCAUGGUGGUGCAUUAGUUGGAGGUAUGGCUUCCGAGUUUGAUGGAUCCAAUCUGGUAGCUUCUGAGGACGUGAUAAUUGUCACUAUACAAUACCGCCUAGGUGUCCUGGGCUUCUUCAGCACUGGAGACCAGCAUGCCACCGGCAACUGGGGUUACCUGGACCAAGUGGCUGCCCUACGCUGGGUACAACAGAAUAUCUUCCACUUUGGAGGCAACCCUGACCAUGUCACUAUUUUUGGCCAGUCUGCCGGUGGCACAAGUGUUUCUUCCCUUGUUGUGUCCCCCAUGUCCCAAGGACUGUUCCGUGGUGCCAUCAUGGAGAGUGGGGCAGUUGUAGCACCCAGCUUAUUCUCCAUCUCCUCUAAGGUUGUCUCUGAGAAGGUGGCCACCCUGUCUGCCUGUGGGCAGGUAGACUCAGAGGCCCUGGUGAGGUGCCUGCGGGGCAAGAGUGAAGAUGAAAUGCUGGAUAUUAUCAAGCACUUUGAGAUCAUUGCUGCUGUAGUAGAUGGGAUUUUCCUGCCCAGGCACCCACAGGAGCUGCUGGCCUCUGCUGAUUUUCGACCUGUUCCCAGCAUCAUUGGUGUCAACAAUGAUGAGUAUGGCUGGAUGCUCCCCAUGGUGAGUUCCAUGAUCCAGCAUUCUCCAGGCCUGCAAGACAUGGAUAGAGCGACUCUACAGGCUGUUUUGCAGAACAUGUCAGCAGAGAUGAAUUUGCCUGCUAAGUUUGGUGAAUUGGUGAUGGAAGAGUACAUGGGAGACAAUGACAACCCCCAGACCCUGAAAAUCCAGUUCCAUGAGAUGAUUGGGGACUUCAUUUUUGUGAUGCCUGCACUCCAAGUUGCACAUUUUCAACGUUCUCAUGGCACGGUCUAUUUCUAUGAGUUCCAGCAUCCUCCCACCUUUUCCAUAAACAGAAGGCCAUCCUAUGUGAAGGCUGACCAUGGUGAUGAGAUACCGUUUGUCUUUGGAUCUUCCUUCAGGCUUAGCCAAGUUAACUUCACUGAGGAGGAGAAGCUGCUAAGCAGGAGGAUGAUGAAGUAUUGGGCCAACUUUGCCAGAAAUGGAAAUCCCAAUGGUAAGGACCUGCCCUACUGGCCUCCAUUGGACCUUGAGGAGCAGUACCUGCAGCUGAACAUCUCGCCUUCUGUGGGUCGUGCUCUGAAGGCCUCUAGGCUGAAGUUCUGGACAGAGACGCUGCCUCACCAGUUAGGGGAACUAAAGGUAGCUGAAGAGAGGCAUACAGAGGUCUAG